AUGUGUCCUGCAUCAGCCACUCAUUCUGCUGGACCAGACAUCACAGUCCCAUCAUCAUGGGGGCAGCCGCAGGACAUGGCUCAUGCUCAUCGCAGCAGUGGUGCCUCGGGCUAUUCAGAAAACCAUGCCCACUAUGGUGCUCAGCGUGAGCAUUGGGCAAAGCUCACAUAUGCGCUUCCGCCAAUGGACACCAUCACGCUCGAGAUUUCAGCUGUUCAUGAGGGUAGAACAUGGAAAAACAGACAUGGGGUACCAAUUGGGAAUAUUCGUGAAGGCAAAAGAGAUGUUGAUGCACACAUUGAUGCUCCCAGGCUCAUGGAGAUCGCCUUUGAUACCAUCCUUCCUAAAAUUCUGACUUUUGGUGCAGGUUUCUCAUGGUGCAUCAAGGAGUUCGUUGUUCGAGAUGCAAUGUGGGUUGACCUCUCUACGCACAAGGCCUCAAUCCCAUAUUUUUUGUCGCAAUGCAUGGUCGCAAGCAAGAAGGUUUCCAAGGCAUCGAUGUUCAAGACCAAGCAAUUUGCGUUGAUGGUUGUCAUCCCCGAGGCUCAAUGGAAUGAGUAUGAGGAGUGGCUUGAAAAAGCGGAGGAGGUUACCAUUCGUCAUCAGCGUGUAGCAGUACCGACAUCUGUUCCUGCCUCGGAGGUGUAUCAGCAUGUAGCAGUGCCGGUAUCCAUUCCUGCCUCAGAGGUGUCCCAGCCAACUAUUGUGCCAUCAACACAUCAGCCCAGUGCCUCCACCAAGCGGUCACACAGGCAAAAUCUGAGCAUUUCUUCAACGUCUUCAUCACCACCUCACAAGAAACUCACACCUGCGCAGGUUGCACCACCCAGAUCCCUCUUUAGCUCACCUGAUCGCAAUGAUCUGAAGCAAGCACUAAGGAGUGGAGGCACUGCAAGCUUGGAUGUUGCACAAGUGCUCGACACAUACACUGAGCACGUUCAGUUUUAUCACAUCCCUACUUGUCCACUUGCAGACAUUCUCAAGAAUGUCAACAUGCUAGGGGCUGGCGGAUUCAAGACAGCUCAUCCUGGCUGGCUUUCGCUCACUCCUCUUAUGGAAAGCGGGCUAGGAUCAAUCGCUGGUCAGGCUGUCGCAGUCAAGCGACCAUUUUACAAGGUGUAUCCAUCCACUGGGAACCCUUCAUACAAAAUAGGACGUUUUGCUCUCGCUGAUGAAAUACCCAAGCUUUUUAGGGAAGCGAACAUCUUAUAUUGGUCUAAUUCUCUUCUGCAGCUCACAUAUGCCUUCAUUGAUCGCUGUAUUACCUCUUCCACUGAAUCUCCGCCAUUCGAAAUCCCUCGUGUGCGCUUCGUCAAUGCUGGCUUGGCUUUAUCUUACUCUCAACAUGGUUCUAAAGCUCCUGCCAAGGGGGGCUCAAAAGUAGGGUCGUCGUGUGCAGGAUAUCUCAUCGAGGAGCUUAUUGAAGGUGGACACGCUGAAUUUGUGAAGUUCAUUCACAAUAUGGACUCUAACCCUCUGCUGGAUUACGACGAUUAUCGCUACAAAGUAGCCGUGUUCUUUGCGUUCACACAGCAUGUACAGUAUAUCAAGACGGGUGGCUUGGCUUUCAUAUCGGACUAUCAAGGAAGUACAGAGCUCCUGACAGACCCGUCAGUUGGUGAAGGGGAAGAUAUCUUUGGAGACGGGAAUAUUGAAUGCACGGUUCGCAUGUUUGGGAAGCAGCAUAAGUGCAAUAAAUUUUGCAAGUGGCCAGGGUUUGGAUUGGAGGCCUUUGUCGAGCAGACGGAAGAAGCAGAAGACGAAGUGGAAGACGAAGUGGAAGCGGAAGGUGCUCCAACAACUCCUUAG
Messenger RNA from Suillus fuscotomentosus, 1809 nucleotides. RefSeq lists its product as uncharacterized. Gene Ontology annotation, biological process: protein phosphorylation. Gene Ontology annotation, molecular function: ATP binding; protein serine/threonine kinase activity. The transcript is spliced from 7 exons. The coding region runs from base 1 to 1809 and encodes 602 amino acids. NCBI's taxonomy places the organism in Eukaryota, Fungi, Basidiomycota, Agaricomycetes, Boletales, Suillaceae. The record is from RefSeq and is a predicted model, not a curated record.